This is a messenger RNA of Echinococcus granulosus, 738 nucleotides long. RefSeq lists its product as hypothetical. Lineage: Eukaryota; Metazoa; Platyhelminthes; Cestoda; Cyclophyllidea; Taeniidae. The record is from RefSeq and is a predicted model, not a curated record. Bases 1 to 738 code for a protein of 245 amino acids. The transcript has 6 exons.
AUGGGAACGGGAACCGAAACUGACGGUCACCUAGCAAGGUGGCGUGAAGAUUGGAUUGAGGACAAAGAUGUGACAAAUGAAGAAGAAGUUAGUAAUUAUCAAUGUUUGAGUAAUCAAAUAAAACACGGUUACUCGAUUUUCCUUCUAUGGUUCAAAAGAAACGUCAGCUUCAUUCGCGUGUUCAUCAUACUGGGUGAUGUGAUCACAUUUUGUAUAUUCCUCUGGGUAUUGGUCUUCGCGACGUACCUCCUCACCGAUCCUGCCAUCGAAAAACAACAUAUAAUCGGUAUUAUAAGUAACGACACUAUGCCAUAUCCUCCAGAACCCGAAUUCGAUAUCCAAGAAUACGUCUCCAAAAUUGUUGCUUAUCAUCGUGAGGCCACGGCCACUGACGCCUGUUGCUUACGAACAACGACAGGAGAGAAAUUCGAUCCCUACUGCAACCUUUAUCCAGGUCCCUUGAAUAGCUUCUUCUAUACCGGCUGCAGAAAGGAUGUUCAAAAAACGAUAGGAGAUGUCAGAGAUCAACUCACAAUAUCCAUGAUUCUCCUCCUCCUGCUUCAGGUAAAACAUUGCAUGCUUGCUCACCUCUUCACAGAUUACGAGGCUGAGGUGCUUGCCAAAUACAAAUGUGGUUCUCAUAAUCCUUCUCUUACCACAUUUGCCUACCGGUCUCCCCGGCAUCUGCGCGGGCUAAGGGUCACUAGCCAGUGGUCUGCCAUUUAUGCCGAACAGUAG